Messenger RNA from Liolophura sinensis, 1014 nucleotides. RefSeq lists its product as uncharacterized. The coding region runs from base 1 to 1014 and encodes 337 amino acids. Gene Ontology annotation, biological process: DNA integration. The transcript has a single exon. The record is from RefSeq and is a predicted model, not a curated record. Gene Ontology annotation, molecular function: nucleic acid binding. NCBI's taxonomy places the organism in Eukaryota, Metazoa, Mollusca, Polyplacophora, Chitonida, Chitonidae.
AUGUCCAAGCUGGCGGAUAUCUAUUACUCCCCUAGGGGCUACUGGAAGGGACUGGCGGCGAUCCCCAAGCUAGCCGCUGCUGCCAAAGUGUCAGAAGAUACGGCUCGUGCAUGGCUAAAGAAGCAAGCUAUCUGGCAGAUAUACCUCCCCCGCCCGAAGCAAAUACCGAGACCUCUGUUCGGCGUCGAAACACCGAAUGAAGUUCAUCAGGCCGAUCUUCUGUUUCUGCCGCACGACCAACCGGGGAGAGGUCGUAAGCUGUACAAGUACGCGCUGACAGUGGUUGACGUCGCUUCGCGCUACAAGGAGGCUGAAGCUCUCGCUACGAAAGAUUCAAAAGAGGUUGCGGAUGCUUUGGCCCGUAUUUACAAGCGCGGCCCUCUUACAUGGCCAAAGCUGUUUCAAGUCGACCCGGAGCGUGAAUUCAUGGGCGCUGUAAGCCUGUUGCUGGCCAAACACGGUGUAUCGGUUAGACGUGGGCGGGUGGAUGUGCACAGGGAUCAAGGCAUUGUAGAGCGUUUCAACCGCACUCUGGCUGAGCGGCUCUUUGGGCAUCAGUAUGCUCAGGAGCUGCGCCUUCCUCCCGGACACCAGUCCACUGAAUGGGUCGCUCGGCUGCCCUCUGUUGUCGCAGCUCUCAAUAAUGAAGUAACCCGCCUCACCGACAAGAAGCCUAAGGAUGCAAUCAAGGUAAAGGUUGUAACACAAAAGCCCUCUUUGGUGGUUCCAGGUCGCCCCACAGGACUAGAUGAGCGCAAAAUCCCGUCAGGUGUGGGCGUUCGCUACCUCUACCAGCCAGGCGAACUGGAAGGCGGCCGUCGUCGCGCGACAGACCCUGUAUGGUCACUUGAGGUGUACCGGCUGGGGCGCUCUGUCACAAAGCCCAAUGAGCCCGUGCUGUAUUAUCUAGACGAUACGUCGGAUGGUCCGCAACGGGGCUUCGUCCGUGUAGAAUUGCUUAUAGUACCUCCUGAUACUGAGCUUCCCCCUGAUGGGGUCCUACAACGGCGUUAA